AAGUGUGGUUUCGUGAACGAAUUCUAAUCUUUCCCCGUGAACUGUACGUGACCUCGUAUUUGCGCGGGGCCCAAUUACACUCCGCGUCUAGCGUAUGCUAGCGCUGUGCGUGCGAACUAAUUGUAUGUUUGCAUUGUACUGUGUGCCUAGAUAAUGGAAGAUAACCACGCGGUCGAGAUAUCGAUUCCCCUGAUGCACAAUGGGGCGAAUUUGGUCUUCCAAAACAUCACCUAUCUGAUCCAGCAGCGAAAGGAGGAGAAACAGCUGCUGAAGAACAUCUCGGGAAUAUUCAGAGCCGGGCGUCUUACGGCCAUUCUCGGUCCAUCCGGUGCCGGCAAAUCGACACUGCUGAAUGUGCUCAGUGGGUUCAAAACACAGGGCGUGAGUGGUAACAUAGUGAUCAACAACGAAGUUAUCGAUCGGCAACGCUACCGGCAGCUGGUGGCCUACACGGCUCAGGAUGUGGCCCUGCUGCCCAACAUAACGCUGCGCGAGAGCUUACGCUAUGCGGCGGAUUUGAAGCUAUCGAAGACCAUUACGCAGCAGCAGAAGGGCAAGAUCGUGGCCGAUGUGAUUGCGGUGCUGGGGCUGGAGAAAUGUGCCCUCACGCAGGCGCAGCUGCUUUCCGGGGGCGAGAAGAAGCGCCUUUCGAUCGGGCUAGAGCUCGUCUCCAAUCCACAGAUCAUGUUCUUCGACGAACCUACAAGUGGACUAGACAGUGUGGCGUCUUUGCAGGUGAUCUCUUACCUGCAGGACUUGGCCCGCCAGGGACGGUGCGUGGUCAGUGUCAUCCAUCAACCGAGUUCGGAGCUACUCGAGCUGUUCGACGAUAUCUACGUAGUUGUUGAUGGCCGCUGCAUGUACCAGGGAUCGUUAGACGAUCUAAUACCGACAUGUGCGGAGGCCGGCUUCCAGUGUCCUCCCUACUACAACCGGGCGGAUUUUGUGCUAAAAAUCGCGUCCAAGUCCAACCACUGCAAUGCGGACUUUGAAAAGCUAAUGACAAAAUCGGAAAAAUCCGUUAACGCAACGAUGAGCAUCGGAGUGCAGGAGUUCGGUUCCACGGAGUUUCUGGCCGAUGGACGUGGCCCGCAGUAUCCGAUCGGGUGGUGGAAGCAGUUUAGCAUCCUGACGCGACGCACCUCGCUGGGUACGAUACGCAACCCGGCGCUGAUGGGACUUCGAUUGUUCGGCCACAUACUGUUCGGACUCACGAUCGGGUUCGUGUUUCUGAACAUUGGCGACGAUGCGUCGAAGGUGCUGUCGAACAUUUCGCUGCUGAUUGCCUUCCUGAUGUUUAUCAUCUUUGCCAAUGCAAUGACCGUGAUCCUGACGUUUCCACUGGAGAUGGCCGUGUUCGUGCGGGAGCACAAGAGCAAUUACUAUCCCGUUUCGGCGUACUACUUCUCGAAGCUUGUGGCCGACUUCCCGUGGAUGAUAACGGGUGUGACGGCGUUCCAGCUAAUCAUGUACUACCUGAGUGGGCAGCUCAACGAAACCGAUCGUAUCGUGAUGUUCUGGGGCAUCUGCGUGUUGUUUGGCUGGUUGUCGCAGGUGUACGGCCUAAUCGCGGGUUGUCUGUUCUCGAUCGACGUGAGCCCGUUCAUUGUGCCUGCCUCGAUCAUACCAGCGUUGCUGUUCUCUGGGUUUUUCAUUCGCUACAACGAGCUGAUGGAUUGCUUCAAACCGCUUACGCUGAUCAGCUACUUUCGCUACGGGUUCGAGGGGCUGGUGCAAGCUACGUACGGCCACAACCGGACGGAGCUGGGCUGUGAAGAGAUCUUCUGUUACUACCGGAAGACGAGCAAAAUACUGGAAGCACUGCACAUGGAACCGGACCGAUACUGGACCGAUGUGGUUGGGCUGUCCGUCUGGAUUGUCUUCCUGCACAUUGUCUUGUACUUCAGCCUAAGGUUGAGACUACGGAUGAACCGUUGAACGGGAUGCGAAAGCUAGCGUUACUCGAAUAUAAAUCCCAUCGAAGAGUGUUCCGGCAAGC
This is a messenger RNA of Anopheles cruzii, 1999 nucleotides long. Its product is annotated as ATP-binding cassette sub-family G member 1-like. The transcript has 5 exons. Lineage: Eukaryota; Metazoa; Arthropoda; Insecta; Diptera; Culicidae. Gene Ontology annotation, molecular function: ABC-type transporter activity; ATP binding; ATP hydrolysis activity. The record is from RefSeq and is a predicted model, not a curated record. Gene Ontology annotation, cellular component: plasma membrane. The coding region runs from base 154 to 1938 and encodes 594 amino acids.